This is a messenger RNA of Cantharellus anzutake, 1107 nucleotides long. Its product is annotated as Lactonase, 7-bladed beta-propeller-domain-containing protein. Bases 1 to 1107 code for a protein of 368 amino acids. The record is from RefSeq and is a predicted model, not a curated record. NCBI's taxonomy places the organism in Eukaryota, Fungi, Basidiomycota, Agaricomycetes, Cantharellales, Hydnaceae. Gene Ontology annotation, molecular function: protein binding; 6-phosphogluconolactonase activity. The transcript is spliced from 6 exons.
AUGGUGGCUCAUCUUCAAAAGAGCUACACAAUCAUAGCCGGAACGUUCACGUCCUUCAUCAACACAUACUCGUUCAAUGAUCCAGGGUGUUUCGGUACACCGUCUAUCAGUCUAGUGGGUCAGAGUGCCUAUGCACAAGCAGGCUGGGUGGAAUUACAUCCAAACAAUGCAUCCAUUCUUUUUUCGGCAAUACAUACGGAGCCUGGCUACGUCGCAUCCUAUUUAAUCGAUAGUAAUGGCCUCUUAAAACAAUUCAGCAACACUUCAUCGUCGGGUAAUGAUCCACCUCAUCUUCUUGUUAUGCAAACCGGAAGGGAAGUCGUAGUGCCCAAUUACGGUAGCGGAAAUGUUCAAUCACACUAUCUGGCCGAGGAUGAGCUUACUUUUAUUGGUUCGAGUAAUGUUGUGACGUUGCAAGGAUCAGGUCCGAACCCAACUCGUCAAGGGGCACCCCAUCCACACCAAGCCGUCAAGUACGAGAACGAAGUCCUCGUCCCUGAUCUUGGUUCGGACAAAGUCUGGCGGCUCACUAAAUCUGGGACAAAUUGGCUAAUUUCCGGUUUCAUUCAACAACCAUUUGGUACAGGACCAAGGCAUAUAGUUCCUUUCGGCGACAACCUUUACACAUUGCACGAACUCUCCAGUACUCUAACGGCACAAACCAUUCCUCCCCUCGGUUCCUCCACACCUCCGCAACUUCUCGCGAACUUGUCGACCUUACCAACUGACAUUCCCGCGAACAGUACCUAUGGUGCUGCGGAACUAGAGCUUACACCGGUUUCAGAAUCCUUCCCAAAGAGGUACCUUCUCGCUUCGAAUAGAAACGUCUCGCCUUCUCCAAGCGCUAUCGAUCCCCGAGGAGACACGAUCGGUAUUUUCGAGGUCGAGCCAGACCUUCGUCUGGUGAAACAAGUGUAUACCGGUUUACAGCAGAUACGCGGUAUGAAAAUCGGGGGCGACAAAGGUCAGUAUGUCAUCGCUGCUGGUUUGACGGGAGGAGGCGUCGCAGUAUUCGAACGAGUGGAAGGAGGCACUAAUCUGAAACUGCUGGCACGGUACACAACACCUGGUUCGUCCGAAAGUGUUGUCAGUUUCGUAUGGCUUUAG